Messenger RNA from Microtus ochrogaster (prairie vole), 844 nucleotides. It is a transcript of the gene Tmem126b, whose product is annotated as transmembrane protein 126B. Gene Ontology annotation, cellular component: mitochondrion. Gene Ontology annotation, biological process: mitochondrial respiratory chain complex I assembly. Lineage: Eukaryota; Metazoa; Chordata; Mammalia; Rodentia; Cricetidae. The record is from RefSeq and is a predicted model, not a curated record.
UCAGACCGUCACGUGACGCGCCAAGAUGGCAGCGCCGAAGCCGCAAGCUGGGCCUGAGUCGAGGGCUGCUGGUGCGGUGCUGAGGGGAGAUGGAGAAGCGCCGCAGGAUAUCAAGAUGGCACUUUAUACACAUGGUCGGCUGAUUCCUUCUCUAGGAGAUGCAAAACUCACAAGACCAAUCAUGGGGAAGAAGAGUGAUUACAAUAAACAGCCUUAUAUUCUUGGAACUUUAUUCUUUGGGACUACUAGUGCAACGUCUGGAGUACUGGCAAACCUCAUUUUCAGAAACAGUUUCAAGGUUCGGCAUGAAGCCCUGAAGACCUAUGUAUCCUUGACUACCCUUCCGUUUUUGUCUACCAUCGUGACCUUCAAGCUCUUUGUAACUGAUGCUUUGGAGUCAGGUAACAUAAGCCGGGAAAACUGUGUUUGGAGAAGUAUGCUGAUCGGUGUAACAUGUGGUGUCACAUACCCCACUGCUCUGGCCUUUAAUACAAAUGGACGUUUGGCAGUUAAGUAUCAUACUGUUCCACCCCCUCCGAAAGGAAGAGUCAUGCUCCACUGGAUGCUCCUAUGUCACACCAGGGUGAAACUAAUGUGCGUUCCGCUAGUAUUUCAGACAGUUUUUGGAAUGCUUCAUGGCUUAUUACACUAUGCUUUAUCUGAAAAACUACGUAAACUACGUGCAAAAUCUGUGCCUGGAGACUAACCGAAGAACCAGAGAAGGCCCGGCUGGCAGACUGGACUCUUUUGUAAGGGACUUGGGUGCUGGUCAAAGAGUGGGAAGCUGCACUGCUCCUUUUGACUACUGUGUAUCAAAUACUCGGUAAAUACAACUGGAAAACAA